UGGAGUAUCGGUGCCCCACUCCCAACUAAUCACAUAUAAAUGGAUGGCGACGUUUCCUGCCAGUCAGAGGUGUGCCAUCAACUGUGAAUCGCAGACAAUGACUGCACUACUGCUGUUGCCGAUACUGUAUGCGGGUGCUGUGGUGGGGGAACCCAGGUGCUCGCUGCCGCCUGCCUCUGACGAGGAGAUCCACAUCCCCACACAUAGGAGAAACUGGUACUUGCAGUUUCAGUAUGAAGAGCCACACAUCCAGCGACUGGGCUGCUAUGUCCUCACUCAUUCAUCUGGAGAAAACCCAUACGAAAUCAACAUCAACGGCAGUUUCAGCAGGCAGCCUGAUUUCCCUGUGUCAGCUAAAGUAGCAUUCAAAGGAAAUCUAAUGGUGAAAGCAUAUGCAGACAAAUGGGACAAAGAGUUUAGUGGAGAGUACAAUAUGGUGUAUGUAGACAAAGACAUUGGUAUUGAUCACUUCUGCUAUUUGGGAAAAGAAAUGGCCCAAAUCUUCACCACUGCUCAGCUUCUCGAGCGAAUCUGGAAGAUCGUUGACGAACACCCUGAAAUAGAAAAAUCAUUAUUCAAGGAAGUAAUAUGCUAA
Schistocerca gregaria is the source of this 595-nucleotide messenger RNA. RefSeq lists its product as uncharacterized. The coding region runs from base 44 to 595 and encodes 183 amino acids. The transcript is spliced from 6 exons. The record is from RefSeq and is a predicted model, not a curated record. Lineage: Eukaryota; Metazoa; Arthropoda; Insecta; Orthoptera; Acrididae.